This is a messenger RNA of Sardina pilchardus (European sardine), 2985 nucleotides long. RefSeq names its product BUB1 mitotic checkpoint serine/threonine kinase Ba (gene bub1ba). Gene Ontology annotation, cellular component: nucleus. NCBI's taxonomy places the organism in Eukaryota, Metazoa, Chordata, Actinopteri, Clupeiformes, Clupeidae. The coding region runs from base 90 to 2891 and encodes 933 amino acids. Gene Ontology annotation, biological process: meiotic sister chromatid cohesion, centromeric; mitotic spindle assembly checkpoint signaling. The transcript has 23 exons. Gene Ontology annotation, molecular function: protein kinase activity. The record is from RefSeq and is a predicted model, not a curated record.
GUUUUCGUUCAAAAAGUAGAGGGAUGUUGAAUACCUAACCAGCUGGUUGAAUUUCCAUCUAGCACGAGAACGCCAUUAACGUUAAGAACAUGGCAGGAGAUCCAAACCCAGUUUCCCUCGUUCACUUGACAGAACAAGAAAAACAAGCUUACGAGUUGGAAAUACGCAUGUACGACGGCGACGAUCCUCUUGAUGUUUGGGAUAGAUAUAUCAAAUGGAUUGAACACUCGUAUGGAAAGAGUGACAAGGGGAGUAACCUUUGUGCAGUUCUCGAGAGGGUAGUACAAAAGUUCGUGGAUGACAAAACGUUUUAUGAUGAUCCACGGUAUGUGGAUAUGUGGAUCAAGUUGGCCCAAAAUAGUACCCAGCCCUUGAAUAUGUUCAGCUACAUGCAGACAGAAGGCAUUGGGGUGCAACAGGCAGCCUUGUACAUAGCCUGGUCAGAUGCACUGGAAAAGCAGGGGGACCAACAGCAGGCAGACAUCAUCUUCUUGGAGGGCCUGAAGUGUGGAGCCAGACCGCUGGAUGAACUACAGAGACACUACCGAGCUUUCCAGAGUCGUCUGUCGGACCAGGUCGUCGGGCAUGGGGCAGAUGUGACCCAGGAGAGGCUGGACUUUGAGCCUCAGCUGCCAUCUUCAGUGGGCCGGAGGACCCGACGGAACCGCAGGGUGCUUGCGUCCGUGAAUGGAGAGGAAGGAUCCGUAGCUGGAAAUUCGAGCACAAUAGUUUACCAGCCGCCCACUUCAGGCUUUGAACAAAGCUUGUCUGUCUUUGACGAGAGCCAAGCCAGGUCUGUCGAGCACGCUGUGGUUGAGGCUGAAGAGAACCAGUUUGUGUCACAAAGAACAGACAAGAGGGUGUGCGCUUCUGGCAAUUUGAACCCUUUGAGUGAGCCAGAAAGUAUCCAUACUCAGAACCUGGUGGAACCCCCUCAAGUCUCACAUGAUCCUAGUGCCCCAUUGGCCGCAGAGCAGGUCCCGUUGGCCAAUCAGAGCGGGGAUCAGCCAGGGGUCCAGGUCAUGUACUGCAAGGAGCAGCUGAUGAGGGGACCGACAGAAUUCUGCUUUGAGGAACUCAGGGCUGAGCGCUACUUCAUAAGCAUGCGCCAAAAGCUACAAGAGAAGCAGAUGCACUUGAGCAAAGAGAAGGAGAGACUAAGGCAGCAGAUCGAGCAGAAGAUGCAGGGCAAGUCCACUCCAUCUCAGGAAAAUUGUCAAGACAAAUACAAACCGUUUGAGGUUUACAAUGAAUCGCCAAAUCCUUCCACAGAGGGUAGACCUCCUAGUGGAAAUACUGAAACUGAUAGAGAUGAGGUGUUCCUACCGGCAGAACGAACCGGUGAUGAGAAGUCUCCGAGUGCGCCGUCCGCUGCAGUCGUCCGGCCCAAACCCUUCGCCGUGUUCAAUGAGAACGCUGCAAGAGGCCUGCCUCACGAAACCUUAAGUGCUCCAUCCAAGCACAAUUCUCUGAAGCUGCCCGUGCCCAUCCUGAGGACCCGAGGCUCCCCAUCGUACCCGCCCACAGAGAAGGACUGCACAGACAGGUCCCUGUCGCAGGCCGAGGAGGCGAUCAUCAACAGCCACCGCAACAAAACCCUGAGCAUCAGCCCCGACGACACUUGCGACUUCGCCCGCGCCGCCAUGCUGGCGUCCACUCCCUUCGGCGGGGUCCGAGGUCAGAGCGGCGGUGUGACGGGCGACGGGGCCGCGACCGAGGUGCCGCACGGGACCCCUGCAGAGUCCUGCCCUGACACCACGCCGCAAACACCAGCUGAGCCCACGCAAGCCAACAAACUCAGCCCUAUCCUGGAGGUGAGUCAAGAGUGGCGUUCAGUGUCGGUCGUGGCUCGUCACACUCAUCAUUCUGCUGGCUCAGCCUCCGUCGUCUUGCCGCCUGUCCCAGACGAGGGAGAGGAGGACAUGGACCAGGAGAUGAUGGCUCCCUCUGGUGAAGACCAACCUUCUGAUCCAUUCAGUUUGGAAGUGAGAAGACAACUGCUGCACAAGAUAGGCUUCCACACACUCCCUGACCUACACCCAGAGCCUGGUCCCCUCCCUAGCUCUAUCCUAGGCCUGCGUCUGGGUGAUGAAGUGCUGUCUUAUCUGAUGAAGAUGCCUGACCUCGAGAGCCACUACGUCCUUCCGCCAGAGAAAGACUUUGUUGUGCUUAAGGUGGACCGAAGCCCGGUGCCUUGGGAUUUCUACAUCUGCUCUCAGCUUAAGGCCCGUCUCCCAGCGGACACCGAGGAGCAUUUCCUGAACCGGAGCAGCUGUUUCCUGUUUGAGGAUGGCUGUGUCACAAUCUGGAGGGUCCCCAGAGACACCACAUUGGCUGAGUGGACGGCUGACAGAGAUAACAAGCAGUUGGUAGCCUACCUGGCCCUUCGACUGGUGGAGAUGGUCAUACGCAUGCACACCUGUCACCUGGUGCACGGAGCCCUCAGUCCACACUCGCUCAUCUACUAUCCCAGCCCCACCCCAUCCGAUUUUGACCAUGCUGUCGUCAUGGCGAUAGAUUUCUCCAGCUCAUUGGAUCUGCAGCUCCAGAUGGACACACAGACAGUUGGUUCCCUUGGCAACGCUGCUGAGUACAUCAGUAAAGGGCUUCUGUCCCCCACCUCCUCCCCCUACCAGCUGGACCUGCUGGGUGUAGCGGAGACCGUUCACCAGAUGCUGUUUAAGAGGCCCCUGGAUGUGGUCAAGACAGAGGCAGGGUGGAGCCUGGCAGAGUUGGCUGAGACCAGUGGAGAGUCACUCCAUUCUGUCUGGCACAAGUUCUUCCAGAAGAUUCUGAACUGUAGUGAGAAGAGCACAAUGACCGUAUUGACCGAGCUACGGGAGGACUUGACAGACUACAAAGAAAAUGUUGUUAUUACUCUUGUAAUAUGACUAGAUCAGUUUUGACUUGUUAUUAAAAAAUGCUAUUGUAAGACAUAUCUGGAGAUAUGUUUGUCUUGUUAAAUUAAAAGUAUUUUUUUCUAAU